This is a messenger RNA of Leptinotarsa decemlineata (Colorado potato beetle), 1590 nucleotides long. RefSeq lists its product as uncharacterized. The record is from RefSeq and is a predicted model, not a curated record. NCBI's taxonomy places the organism in Eukaryota, Metazoa, Arthropoda, Insecta, Coleoptera, Chrysomelidae.
ACGCAUGCACACUAGAAAAAAUUUAAUAAGGAAACCAUAAUAAAAUACUGCUUUCCCCUAUUUACGACUAGAUACGGUAAGUAUUUAACGUUUCCUUAUUUCCCUUAUUCGCCAAACCUAACCUCACAAAAAACGGUUGUCAACAUCAACUUUUUUUUAAUCUUUAAGUUUAAAUUAUAAAAUAUGAGUGGGCCAAUACGAAGCCUUGGCCAAGAAUACAGCACGAAAAAAAACAGAUUAAGGUUUACUUAUAAUGAUGAUUUGGCUCUAUUAAGAGAAUUUGUAGGACAAAAUCCCCUAUCAAAUCCCGAAGGAUGGGAGGUAAUAAAGCAGAACAUGCAAAUUUCGACUGGCAACGCCUUCACAAUUAGAACAAUCAAACAACAUCUGAUACUAAUAAUUGAAAUAUGGAUCAAGAAAGAUGAGGUUGAUAAAGUUAGAUCAGGAAUUGAGGAUUGUUCAGAAAGGGACUUACUACUUCAAGAAGCUAGUGUAUUAUGCAAAGAAUUUAACUUUGUAGGCCUAGACAGGCAAAAGAAAAAAACUCCAAGAGACUUACAAUUAUCGCAGUUAGGCAAAAAAGUGAGAAACAGUUACCUGGAUCAAAUGGAACAUAUAAAUGAAAAUGCCUCCACACCCACCAAACAAGUAUGUAACCAAAAUCAAGACAAUGGCAAAUUUGUUUUACAAGAAAUUAUAACAUGUGACCAAGAAAAUGAAAUCUUUUUUUAUGAUCAUGAUUAUGCUAGCUGUGUUGACAUUGGGCUGGAGCCGUCAAGUCACCAAAUUAACAAUACAAAUACAUUGAAGAAAAAUUCUUUGAGUUACAAUAGUUGUGAUAAAAGGACCUUGGAGGUCAUAAGUCCUAAAAAGACUCGAGGGUGUCUGGAAUCAACUGCCACUCCAAUAUUUAAAACACCGUCUACAGACCAAAAAAGUAGUGUACUAGGCCCUUCGAGGACGCGAAUUAAAAGACAGCCUAUUAGAAGAAAUGCCUUGACAUAUUUAUCUCAAAAACAGGAGAGAGACUAUGCCAUAAGAAAAAAAGAAUUAGAACUAGAAGAGCGAAAAAUUGCUUUACAAGAAAGACAAAUUAAUCUUAAUGAAGAAAAGCUAAAAUUAGAAAAACAAAAAUUAGAACUUGAAAAUGAAGAACGGAAACAGCGAAUGGAUGGAGAAAAAAAAGAAAAAGAAGUUACUUUUAACAUAUUGCAAAAACUGAUAGAUACUCUUGCACAAAAGUGCAAUAAGGUUAAUUUUGAUAGAUAAUAUCUGUUGGUUUUGUAUAUUUUUUGACCUUCCUUCGAUUGAAACCAAAAAUGAUUAAUAUUUUUAGAGUAUAAAGUUGUGAUUUGAAAAAAAUGUGAUUUAAAGAAAGUUUUGUAAAAAUAUUAGGUUUUUGUAAGAAUAGGAAUGUUACUUUUGUCGAUUUAAUAAUUAUAAAUUAGAGUCUAAUAUAUUUUUGUUGACUGUCUAAGACUGACUUUUGUAACAAUGUUAUGUUUUUUGUAGGUUUAGGAAUGUUACUUUUGUAAAAUCUUGUCCAAUAUAUAAUUGUUGACUUCAAUAAAAGACUGAUAUAAUAAAUAA